Molecule: messenger RNA, 1488 nt
Organism: Rotaria socialis
Lineage: Eukaryota; Metazoa; Rotifera; Eurotatoria; Philodinida; Philodinidae
Source: the annotation of a GenBank genome assembly
AUGGAUACAAUAAUUUUGUCUUUAGAUCUGAAACCUUGCCAAACAAGUCGAUUGUUGCUAGUGAAUAACAAUAAUAAUAAUAAUAAUAAAGACAUUGAACAGCAACAUCAACAUUUGACUCGAUUUGAACUAGACGGUCUACAAACAUUAUGUUCUCUCUUGCGCAAAUUAAAAGAGAAGUCUGUUCCGGAAGAUCUUAUUCAACCGCAGCAACUAUUGGAAACCAUGGAGCGUCUUCUUAUUGAUCAUGCUUCUGAUGAUUCUCAAUUAUCAAUAACUGGUCAAUCGAUAAUUCAUUACAACUAUAAUCACCAAUAUUCAUUCGAUACAACUAACAAUCAAAACGAAACGGAGACUUUUCAAGGCAUCAAACGCAAAAAUUCUGACACGAACAAUAUGCAACAAUCAUCAUAUCACCACCUUCAUUCAUCUCACCAAUACGAUGCACUAUCAAUGCAACAACCAACGACCAAUGUUGUUACAUUACAUCCGUCAACAACUGUUCUAUUGAGUGGACCAUUAGCUAGUUCAAAUUCAUCAAAUUAUUAUUCUCCCCCUCCACCUCCACCACCACCACCUCAUCAACAACAACAACAACAACAACAUUAUAUUAACAAUUAUAAUCAAUACACUCCAACACGAUCACCGACACAACAACAUUAUCCAGCAGAUAAGAAUUCAACUGCAAAAGAUCGCCAUAAACGUGUCCGAUGUAAACAAUGUGAACCAUGUUGUCGCGAUGAUUGUUCUGAAUGUGUACAUUGCAAAGAUAUGCCAAAAUUUGGUGGUGUCGGAAAAAUGAAACAAUGCUGUUUGACUAAACAAUGUAUCGCGCCAAUCUUACCUUCAACAGCAACAUGUCAAGUUUGUUUGAAAAAGAAAGGUUCAAGAAAAUUAUCGCAAUUGAAACCCGAAGAAAUUCUUUAUGAAUGUGAACGUUGUAUGGAAAUUCAUCAUCUACCAUGUUUUCAUAGUGCUCAUUCGGAUGCAUCUGCAAGUGAAGGUGUCUUCAGUGAUGACAUACCUGAAACAUGGUUGUGUCCAAAGUGUAUUACAGCUAAUACACCUGAACCUCCUCUAUACAAAUUACGGCCAAUUGUUCGACGAACAUUGGUUACAACCAAUAAGGGAAAAAACGGACUCAUCGAAUUACCAUAUUCUGAUCCUUCGCAACAGCAACAUCAUAUUUUACAACAACAACAACAACAACAACUGCAGCAACAGCAACAACAGCAACACCAUUAUCAUAUGUAUGGAGCCAAUAUGAAUACGAAUUUAAAUUAUACAGAUCCGUAUGAAAUAAUGGAAAGCGAAGCAAAAAAACGUCGUCUUUACGCAAGUAUGUACACAGCAAAUGGGAAUAUUGAUACACCUGGCAUAACAACCCAUCCAUCGUCAACAAUGAAUAACAAUCUUGUUCCUCUUGAUGAUAUUUCACAAUCAUUGAAUGAUUCGGAUUUAUAUAUACCACAAAUGUUUGCUGUUUAA